AUGUCUGACGGCGGGCCGGCUGUAGCUAACCACGGCGAAGAUGGUGAACUCAGGCAAUCACCAUCGACCACGGAUACAGCUUCAGACUCGAGUACAGCUGUAGGGUCUUCUUUGAUCUUGCACUCGCAGGCACAGCCAUCGGGUUUCCUUGCCCGGUUUCGAUACUCCCUUUAUGCUGCUGGCAUCGCGCUUCUUUUCACUCCUCUCACCUAUCUAUGGAGUGGACAGGCACCCAUCGACCCUACAAACUACGUCGAACGCACGCGACGAGUCUUGAAAACUACUCCCCUGAUCGAUGGUCACAAUGAUCUCCCAUGGCAGCUUCGUAUUGAGCUGCAGAAUCGUAUCUACGAUGGUCGCGUAGACCUCACCAAACGCCUGCUUGGCCACACCGACCUUGUGCGAAUGCGUGAAGGCAUGGUUGGUGGGCAGUUCUGGAGCGUCUAUGUCGACUGCGAUGUGAACCAGAAGCAUUUCGAAGAUCCGUCAUGGGUCGUCCGCGAUACCCUCGAGCAAAUUGAUGUGACCAAGCGCUUCAUCUCGGAGCACCCCAAUCAUCUGCAAUACUGCGACACUUCCGCCUGCGCCCGUGCUGCCUUCCAAGCCGGCCGCAUCUCCAGCAUGAUUGGCAUCGAAGGCGGGCACCAAGUUGGGAGCAGCAUCGCUAGCAUCCGUCAAAUAUACCAACUCGGUGCCCGUUACAUCACCCUGACCCACAACUGCGACAACGCCUUCGGGACUUCAGCGAGUACCGUCGCCGGCGGAGGCGUAGACGGGGGUCUUUUCAAAUUCGGCUACGAGGCUGUCAAAGACAUGAACCGCUUGGGAAUGAUGAUCGAUCUGUCGCACGUGUCGCAUCAGACGAUGCGGGACGUGGUCUCCGUCGCACGAGCGCCAGUGAUCUUCUCUCAUUCUGGCGCGUACGGCGUGGAGAAGCAUCUCCGGCACGUCCCAGACGACGUGCUGCGGUCUGUGAAGAAGAACGGUGGCAUCGUCAUGGCGGUAUUUGUUAACCGCUUCCUCAACAUGAAGCACCCAGAAGAGGCCACGAUUCACGAUGCAGUCGAUCACAUCCUGUACAUUGCGGACGUGUGUGGCUGGGAGUGCGUCGGCAUUGGCAGUGACUUCAGCGGGACACCGAAUGUGCCAAUUGGGCUGGAAGAUGUAUCCAAGUUCCCGGAUCUGGUGCAGCUGUUGAUGGAACGCGGUGCCACAGACGAACAGGUCAAGCUGCUUGUUGGCGAGAAUAUCUUGCGGGUCUGGGGGAACAUCGAGCAGCGGGCAAAGGAGAUUCAGGCCAGUGGUGAACUUCCGGUGGAGGCGGAGUGGGAACGAAGGGAGUGGCACAAGGGCCUUAGGGGCUCACCAUGGAUGCUCAGAGGAAGCAGAGUGGGGAACAAUCAACUUAAGUUGAUAGAUUGA
Mytilinidion resinicola is the source of this 1422-nucleotide messenger RNA. RefSeq lists its product as uncharacterized. The transcript has 2 exons. Gene Ontology annotation, molecular function: metallodipeptidase activity. The coding region runs from base 1 to 1422 and encodes 473 amino acids. The record is from RefSeq and is a predicted model, not a curated record. Gene Ontology annotation, biological process: proteolysis. NCBI's taxonomy places the organism in Eukaryota, Fungi, Ascomycota, Dothideomycetes, Mytilinidiales, Mytilinidiaceae.